CGAUGGUAUCGAAUUGCUGGUAUAAAAAGCAUCAGAGCGCCCCGCCGCCGGUCAGAACGGCUUCGAACGAAGGCUCCAGGGCUGUGUUCUCGUGUCUCGACUAGCCCAAAAGUCUCGUUAGCCCUCCGAAAUGCCGAAGCCAGUGGUCCAAGAGGGAGAAGAUCCCGAUCCGACCCCAUACCUGUUCGUUUCUCUUGAGCAGAAGCGUAUCGAUCAAAGCAAGCCCUACGAUGGCAAGAAGGCAUGCUGGGUACCGGACGAAAAGGAGGGCUUCUUGCAGGGCGAGAUUAAGGCCACCAAGGGUGAUCUGGUGACCGUCAACCUUCCCGGAGGCGAGACAAAAGACUUCAAGAAGGAUCUUGUAGGUCAAGUCAACCCACCUAAAUACGAGAAAUGCGAGGAUAUGUCCAACUUGACAUACCUCAACGAUGCUUCUGUUUUGUAUAACUUGAAGCAAAGAUAUUACCAUAAGCUUAUUUACACGUACUCGGGUCUCUUCUGCGUCGCCAUCAAUCCUUACAAGAGGUUCCCCGUGUACACGACACGAUGCGCCAGGCUGUACCGUGGCAAGCGUCGUUCGGAAGUGCCACCCCACAUCUUCGCCAUUUCCGACGGUGCCUAUGUAAACAUGUUGACCAACCACGAGAAUCAAUCUAUGUUGAUUACCGGUGAGUCUGGUGCUGGUAAGACUGAGAACACGAAGAAGGUAAUUGCGUACUUCGCCACCGUGGGUGCCUCGCAGAAGAAGGAUGCCAGCCAGGAGAAGAAGGGCUCCCUGGAAGAUCAGGUCGUCCAAACUAACCCUGUACUUGAAGCGUUCGGUAACGCCAAGACCGUGCGUAACGACAACUCCUCCCGAUUCGGUAAAUUCAUCCGUAUCCACUUCGGUCCCUCUGGCAAACUGGCUGGUGCCGAUAUUGAGACCUACCUGCUCGAGAAGGCUCGUGUAAUCUCCCAACAAGCCCUUGAGCGUUCUUACCACAUUUUCUACCAGAUGAUGUCUGGUUCUGUUGCCGGACUUAAGGAUAUUUGCUUAUUGUCCAACGACAUUUACGAUUACCACAACGUCUCCCAGGGUAAGAUUACAAUCCCCAACAUGGAUGACGGCGAAGAAUGUACCUUGACUGAUCAAGCCUUCGACAUUCUGGGCUUCACACAAGAAGAAAAGGACAACGUAUACAAGAUCACUGCCGCUGUCAUGCACAUGGGUGGCAUGAAGUUCAAGCAGAGGGGUCGCGAGGAGCAGGCUGAAGCUGACGGAACUGAGGCAAGUGAAAGGGUUGCUAAACUCUUGGGCGUCGACUGCCAAGACUUGUACAAGAACUUGUUGAAGCCCCGCAUCAAGGUCGGCAACGAGUUCGUCACCCAGGGUCGUAACAAGGACCAGGUGUUCAACUCCGUUGGUGCCCUUUGCAAGGGUGUGUUCGAUCGUCUCUUCAAAUGGCUCGUCAAGAAGUGUAACGAGACCCUAGACACCAAGCAGAAGAGGCAGCACUUCAUCGGUGUACUGGAUAUCGCCGGUUUUGAGAUCUUCGACUACAACGGUUUCGAGCAACUCUGCAUUAACUUCACCAAUGAGAAGCUGCAGCAGUUCUUUAACCACCACAUGUUUGUACUGGAGCAAGAAGAGUACAAGAAAGAGGGCAUCAACUGGGCUUUUAUCGAUUUUGGAAUGGACUUGCUCGCUUGUAUCGAUCUUAUUGAGAAGCCUAUGGGUAUUCUCUCCAUCCUUGAGGAAGAGUCUAUGUUCCCGAAAGCCACCGAUCAGACAUUCGUUGAGAAGUUGAACAACAACCACUUGGGUAAAUCUCCACCAUACCUGAAGCCCAAACCCCCCAAGCCCGGCUGCCAAGCCGCUCACUUCGCCAUUGGUCACUACGCCGGUAACGUCGGCUACAACAUCACUGGCUGGCUUGAGAAGAACAAGGAUCCCCUUAACGACACCGUCGUAGACCAGUUCAAGAAGGGACAGAACAAACUGUUGAUUGAGAUCUUUGCUGACCAUCCCGGUCAGUCUGGUGAUGCUGGUGGCGGCGGUGGCAAGGGCGGUCGCGGUAAGAAGGGUGGUGGUUUCGCUACUGUCUCCUCGGCUUACAAGGAACAACUUAACAACCUGAUGACAACGCUGAGGUCUACCCAGCCUCACUUCGUGCGUUGUAUCAUCCCCAACGAGUUGAAACAGCCUGGUCUCAUUGAUUCUCACCUUGUAAUGCACCAGCUGACCUGUAACGGUGUGCUUGAAGGCAUCCGUAUUUGCCGUAAAGGUUUCCCCAACAGGAUGGUCUACCCUGACUUUAAGCUCCGUUACAUGAUUCUUGCACCAGCCAUUAUGACUGCUGAAAAAGACCCCAAAGAAGCAGCUAGGAAGUGUUUGGAAGCAGUUAAUCUUGACCCUGAAAGCUAUCGUAUUGGUCAUACUAAGGUAUUCUUCCGCGCUGGUGUCCUGGGUCAGAUGGAAGAGUUGCGUGACGACAGGUUGUCCAAGAUCGUGUCAUGGCUCCAGGCCUAUAUUCGUGGUUACUUGUCCCGAAAGGAGUACAAGAAGCUGCAAGAACAGAGGCUCGCUCUCCAAGUUGUCCAACGCAACUUGCGCAAAUACCUGCAGCUCCGCACCUGGCCCUGGUGGAAAAUGUGGCAGAAGGUCAAGCCCCUCCUCAACGUCACUCGCGUCGAGGAUGAGAUCGCGAAAUUGGAAGAGAAAGCACAAAAAGCGCAGGAGGCUUUUGAGAAGGAAGAGAAGCUCCGUAAAGAGCUUGAGGCCCUCAACGCCAAGCUUCUUGAGGAGAAGACAACCCUGCUGUCCAGCCUCGAGGGAGAGAAGGGCUCCCUGUCUGAGUUCCAGGAACGCGCCGCCAAACUCCAGGCGCAGAAAUCGGACAUCGAAUCUCAACUUAGGGAUACUCAAGACCGUCUCACUCAGGAAGAGGAUGCCCGCAACCAACUCUUCCAAUCUAAGAAGAAAUUGGAGCAAGAGGUGUCUGGCCUGAAGAAGGACAUUGAAGACCUCGAACUUAGCGUACAGAAGUCCGAGCAAGACAAGGCGACCAAGGAUCACCAGAUCCGCAACUUGAAUGAUGAGAUUGCCCACCAGGAUGAGCUCAUCAACAAGCUGAACAAGGAAAAGAAACUCCAGGGUGAAUCCACCCAAAAGACAUCUGAAGAGCUCCAAGCUGCUGAGGACAAGGUCAACCACCUCAACAAGGUUAAGCAGAAGCUCGAACAGACCCUGGACGAGCUGGAAGACUCUUUGGAGCGCGAGAAGAAACUCCGUGGUGAUGUUGAGAAGCAAAGGAGGAAGGUUGAGGGCGACCUCAAGCUUACCCAAGAGGCCGUUGCUGAUCUUGAGCGCAACAAGAAGGAACUCGAGCAGACCAUCCAACGCAAGGACAAGGAAAUCUCCUCCCUCACUGCCAAGCUUGAGGAUGAGCAAUCCCUCGUCAGCAAGCUCCAGAAACAGAUCAAGGAGCUCCAGGGACGCAUUGAAGAGCUCGAGGAAGAAGUUGAAUCUGAACGUCAAGCGCGCGCUAAGGCUGAGAAGCAGCGUGCCGACCUCGCCCGUGAACUCGAGGAGCUCGGUGAGCGCCUUGAAGAGGCCGGUGGCGCUACCUCUGCCCAGAUCGAGCUCAACAAGAAGCGUGAGGCUGAGCUCAGCAAACUCCGCCGUGACCUCGAGGAGGCCAACAUCCAACACGAGUCCACCCUUGCCAAUCUCCGCAAGAAGCACAACGAUGCUGUCUCCGAGAUGGGUGAACAACUCGACCAACUCAACAAACUCAAGGCCAAGGCUGAACAUGAUCGUGCAUCUUGCUACAGCGAGCUUAACAACACGCGUGCGGCAAUCGAUCAAGUUGCAAGGGAGAAGGCUGCCCAGGAGAAGAUCGUCAAGCAACUGCAACACCAGCUUAACGAGGUCCAGAGCAGGUCUGAUGAGGCGAACCGCACGCUCAAUGACCUGGAUGCCGCCAAGAAGAAGCUGUCCAUCGAGAACUCUGACCUUCUCCGCCAAUUGGAGGAGGCCGAGUCUCAAGUUUCUCAGCUUUCCAAGAUCAAGGUGUCGCUCACCACUCAACUGGAAGACACCAAGAGGCUCGCCGACGAGGAAGCCAGGGAACGCGCAACUCUGCUUGGCAAGUUCCGCAACCUGGAACACGACCUGGACAACAUCAGGGAACAGGUCGAGGAGGAGGCUGAAGGCAAGGCUGAUCUGCAACGCCAGUUGUCCAAGGCCAAUGCUGAAGCUCAACUGUGGCGCUCCAAGUACGAAUCCGAAGGUGUUGCCCGCUCGGAGGAACUCGAGGAAGCCAAACGCAAACUCCAGGCUCGCCUCGCCGAAGCCGAGGAGACCAUUGAGUCUCUCAACCAGAAGGUCGUGGCCCUCGAAAAGACCAAGCAGCGCCUUGCCACUGAGGUCGAGGAUCUGCAACUCGAGGUUGACCGCGCCACAGCCAUUGCUAACGCUGCCGAGAAGAAACAGAAGGCAUUCGACAAGAUCAUUGGAGAAUGGAAACUCAAGGUUGAUGAUCUUGCUGCCGAGCUUGACGCCAGCCAGAAGGAAUGCCGUAACUAUUCCACUGAAUUGUUCCGUCUCAAGGGUGCCUAUGAAGAAGGUCAGGAACAACUCGAGGCCGUCCGUCGUGAGAACAAGAACCUUGCUGAUGAAGUCAAGGAUCUCCUUGACCAGAUCGGUGAAGGUGGCCGCAACAUCCACGAAAUUGAGAAGGCUAGGAAGCGACUUGAAGCCGAAAAAGACGAACUCCAGGCCGCUCUUGAGGAGGCCGAGUCUGCCCUCGAACAGGAGGAAAACAAAGUCCUCCGCGCACAACUCGAAUUGUCUCAGGUCAGACAGGAGAUCGACAGGCGUAUUCAGGAGAAGGAGGAGGAAUUCGAGAACACACGCAAAAACCACCAGCGUGCUCUCGACUCCAUGCAAGCUUCCCUCGAAGCCGAGGCUAAGGGCAAGGCUGAGGCUCUACGCAUGAAGAAGAAGCUCGAAGCUGACAUCAACGAGCUUGAGAUUGCUCUCGACCAUGCCAACAAAGCUAAUGCCGAGGCCCAGAAGAACAUCAAGCGUUACCAAGGACAAAUCAAGGACUUGCAAACCGCCCUCGAGGAAGAACAGCGCGCCCGCGACGAUGCCCGUGAACAGCUUGGCAUCUCGGAACGCCGUGCCAAUGCCCUCCAGAAUGAGCUCGAAGAGUCUCGUACACUCCUGGAACAGGCUGACCGUGCUCGUCGCCAAGCCGAACAGGAACUUGGUGAUGCCCAUGAACAGCUUAAUGAACUGUCCGCCCAAAACGCUUCCCUCUCUGCCGCCAAGAGGAAACUCGAGUCCGAAUUGCAGACCCUGCAUUCCGACUUGGAUGAGCUUCUCAACGAGGCCAAGAACUCUGAGGAGAAGGCCAAGAAGGCUAUGGUUGAUGCUGCCCGUCUUGCCGAUGAACUCCGCGCUGAACAAGAACACGCCCAGACUCAGGAGAAACUGCGCAAGGCCCUUGAACAACAGAUCAAGGAACUGCAGGUCAGAUUGGACGAGGCUGAAGCUAACGCCCUUAAGGGAGGAAAGAAGGCCAUCCAGAAACUCGAACAAAGAGUUAGGGAACUCGAGAAUGAGCUCGAUGGAGAACAGCGAAGACACGCCGACGCACAGAAGAACCUGCGUAAGGCCGAGAGGCGCAUCAAGGAAUUGACCUUCCAGGCCGAGGAGGACCGCAAGAACCACGAACGCAUGCAGGACCUCGUCGACAAACUCCAACAGAAGAUCAAGACCUACAAGAGGCAGAUCGAGGAGGCGGAAGAGAUCGCCGCCCUCAACUUGGCUAAGUUCCGCAAGGCGCAGCAGGAGUUGGAAGAGGCCGAAGAAAGGGCAGACCUGGCCGAACAAGCCAUCAGCAAAUUCCGUGGCAAAGGACGCGCGGGAUCCGCAGCGAGAGGAGUCAGUCCGGCGCCCCAGCGCUCGCGCCCCGCGCUGUCUGACGCCUUCGGCACCUUCCCACCUAGGUUCGACCUGGCGCCCGAAAACGAUUUCUAAACGUUCCACAAAUAAAAACGGACUGUACAGAUUUUUCGUUGAAAUGUAACCUAGUUUUUUAUACAUAACGUUGAAUGUGUUACGAAAGCGUGAAACGAGAAACUGUAAAAAUCAUUUUUUAAACAACCAAAAAAAUAUACACUUAGUGAUCUAAUCUUUUUACGAAAGGCUAUUUUAUAACUUGUUGAUAUUUAUUUAUAUUAUUUAUUACCGUGAAACAUUGUGCGUAUCGAGAGUGCGAGAGAGCGCGAGAGAGGCGCGCACGGCGGCCGCUAGCUCCGAAGAGACACGCCCCCCACCCCCCCAACCGGCGCCGACGCACGCCUCCCUCGCAUUCUCUCCUUUAACAUCUAAUAAAGCGAUAUCGUUGUCAUAAAAUACUAAAAUA
Achroia grisella is the source of this 6416-nucleotide messenger RNA. It is a transcript of the gene Mhc, whose product is annotated as myosin heavy chain, muscle. Gene Ontology annotation, cellular component: myosin complex. Lineage: Eukaryota; Metazoa; Arthropoda; Insecta; Lepidoptera; Pyralidae. Gene Ontology annotation, molecular function: ATP binding; actin filament binding; cytoskeletal motor activity. The transcript is spliced from 25 exons. The record is from RefSeq and is a predicted model, not a curated record. The coding region runs from base 131 to 6028 and encodes 1965 amino acids.